This is a messenger RNA of Quercus robur (English oak), 788 nucleotides long. Its product is annotated as 50S ribosomal protein 5, chloroplastic. The coding region runs from base 111 to 563 and encodes 150 amino acids. The record is from RefSeq and is a predicted model, not a curated record. Lineage: Eukaryota; Viridiplantae; Streptophyta; Magnoliopsida; Fagales; Fagaceae. The transcript has 2 exons.
ACUAUAGACUGACAAAUACACGGACAUAGGAGGAGGAGGAGCUUGUCAAGGCUUAUCCACUUUCCACACAUUCAUAUCCAAACCACCAAAUUUCAAAGAGAGCCAGCGUUAUGGCUCUCCUUCUCUGCUCCAAUCCUCUCACCUCUCUCCCUUCUUCUUCUUCAUCUUCUUCUUCAUUGUCUUGUUCAUCAUCAUCACCAGUCUCCAGGUUGCAUAUGAAACCCAUUGACCUGCACCCAAAAUCUUUCAAAGGGAUUCACAUUCACACACCCUUUAUCAUCAAGAAGACGGGUUCGCUAAUUGUGAAAGCUUCUUCCGACAUUGAUGGAACCGGUGCUGAGCCUUCUUCGGAUAGCAAGGAAGAGGCUGAGAGCAAGGAGGAGGUUGUGCCGGUUAACAAACUGCCCUUGGAAUCAAAGCUUCAGGAGAGGAUGGAACAGAAGGAGAGGAUGAAAUUGGCAAAAAAGAUAAGGCUUCGGAGAAAGAGGCUUGUUAGAAAGAGGAGAUUGAGGAAGAAGGGCCGAUGGCCACCCUCAAAGAUGAAGAAGUUAAAGAAUGUAUGACCUUUGCCUCAAAUUGUAUUGCAGGUUUUGUGCUGACCCUUUUGCUUCUUUAUGUGUCAUUUCAAUUUGUUCUUGCCAGCUUAGACAAUAUCUGUGCAUCAGUGUAUCUUGUUACUUUCAAAUUAAAGACUUAAGUAUUAGACGUACAUUUCCAAUUUGUAGAUGGUUUAAAGUCACCUCUUUUUAGACUGAUUAGAUAGCCCUCUUAUCUUGAGAUUAUUUCCA